CAUGUGCUUCCGUUGGGAAUUUCCGGCCUGAAUUUUACCUACAAUUCUGCAAUAAGUCGACCUGGACUGCGUUAAAAGCUUGUUCUUUUCGUAAGCAUAUAUAUCAGGAGUGUUUUAUGUGGUUUUCUAUUCAAGGAUAAAGUAUGAAAGAGAAUGAAAAAUUGUCUCUUGUUGACUUGGGCAAAAGACUUCUAGAAGCAUCUCGCAAUGGACAGGCUGAUGUUGUCAAAGAACUAAUGCAAAAUGGUGCUCCAUUUACAACGGACUGGCUUGGUACAUCUCCACUCCAUCUAGCUGCACAACAUGGUCAUACUCAAACAGCUGAACAAUUAUUGAGGUCUGGUGUUAGUAGAGAUGCAAGAACAAAAGUUGAUAGAACCCCUUUACACAUGGCUGCUCAAAAUGGGCACCUCCCAAUUGUAGAACUACUGAUCAGUUUUGGUGCUUGUGUCAAUAAUAGGGAUAUGUUGAAUAUGACACCUCUUCACUGGGCUUGUGAAUACAAUCAUAGUGAGAUCAUCAAAGCACUGCUACAGGCCGGUGCACAAAAUGACAUUGUGAAUAAGUUUGGUAAAACACCAUUAGACAUUGCUGGAAAAAAAUGUGCUAUUGAAAGUGUGGCUUUACUGAGCGCAGGACAGAUACAUGAACAAAGCUCAGCAAGUGAGAGUAAGUCUCCUUUAGAGAGCAACAAGAGGCUUGCUGAAAGAGCAACAGUUAGCAUUAACAGUGUAAAGAAAAGACAAAGAACUAAAAAGUUUCCAAUGACAGCUGGUUCAUGGACAGGAAGUGAUGCUACUCCUGUUAACAUAGGAAAGAGUCGUAAAAGAAGUAGCGGAGCGCCAGCAGCACUUAAUGCGAGUGGUAACACUACGUUGCCUAAUGGAAGAAGACUGUCUGCACAAACACAGUACCAGAAUGCAGGAUCACCAUCUUUGAGAAGCCCAACAGAGAACUCAAUAGCAUCAUUAGUUUCAGCAGCUGAACUGGUGAAAUCUAAAGCUGAGGCUCAGCAGACUGAUGCAACUGCCACUACAUCUCAAGAUUCUAGUGUACUAGACACUUUGGCAACUCUGGCCACUGCAACACUAAGCCACAACACUGGACCAACACCAUCAUCGACUACACAGCAUGUGACAGCAAUAUCAGGAAGAGGGAUAAAUGUUGCACCACUUACCCUAACAACAGGCACUGCAUCACAUGCAGCAAGUGCCUUGACAACUCCACUCACACCAUCAACAUUAUUCCCACUUCAGUCCCCACUUGCAGCUCUGUCAGCAUUGACAUCGCUAUCAACGCCAACACAAACCAGCCCACUACCAAACAUAGCAAUGUCACCACUUGCAUUCCAAAUGCCAGUCAAUCUAACACCACAGCAACUACUUAUGUCAGGAACUCAACUUGUUUCAUCUGUUGCUCAGCAAGGAAGUGUUCCUUCUACAUCUGUGAUGAGCACUGCUGAAAGCUCAAAUUCCACWUCAUCUGAAAGUGCAAACCUGCUGACAAGUAUUGCCCCUGCACAAUUGCUCACUCAACCUUUUUUGGCAUAUACUGGUGGUGGUAAUACAGGACAUUUCUUAACACAGAUUCCUCAAGACUGUUUGUGUUUAGGUCMAGCCAAAGUAGAACAUGACAACUCAAAGACACAGGAUUCUGCAGAACAAAAGACAGAUGAUUCAACAGGCCAACAAACACAAGAAGUGUAUGUAACAGUACAAGUUCCUUCUAAUAUACCCACUGUACAAUCUCAACAGAUAGGCGAACAUAACUUCACCUUACAGCCUGUAAUUGUACAACCAGGGACCACUGGAGAUCAGAAUUUACUUGCAGCACAGACAGUAGGAGGUGAGAAAAAUCCCGAACAGCCAACGUCCACCACCACAUCACAKCUAGUCCAGGUCCAGCUGCCACCAGGAMUGRUAUCACAGUCACCUGGACAGUUUGUCCAAUUGCCAGGGGUACCAGAACCAAUAAGUAUUGCACAGCUACAACACCUUUUAGUCAACCAGAACAUGGCAGGCACAGUUCCACAGGUGGUCAUCAGUCCUCAAAAAAUACAGCUAGCUCCAAGCUCCCCUCUACAACAAGUUAGUACACAAGCCCCUCAACCAAGUCAAGCCCAGGCUGCUCCUUCUAUCAUGCCACAGCAAUCGCAGCAGCAGCAGCAGAUAUCCCAACAGUUGAUGCAGCAAUCAAUACCACAAGGUCUACUGCAUCAGAGUGCUGUAGCUCCAGUAGAAUUACAACAAUCCCCACUUCCCCAUUCAAUCCCAUCCCAGGUGUUUCUACAAGUGCAGGAGGAUUUUCGCAAGCUUAUUGAACAACAAAAGGUAGAAGAAGAGAGGCAGAGAAAAGAACUUGAAGAAAAAGUUAUUACACUAGAGCAACAUAGCAAGAAAUACCGCUCAGAACUGGAGAUUGCACAAAAAGCCGCUGAAACAUAUCGAGACCAGCUUCAAGCUGAAUCAAGAGAACGUGCUCGCCUUUCUCAGCUUUAUGAAUCCCCCAAGAAAGGAUCUAACAACACAGCAAGUACAGUUGUUGAAUCUGCACAAAAGUAAUAGGUUUUAACUAAAGUUUUAGCUGAUGUUUGUUGAGAUCAAGGAUUUCUGCAGUAGAACAGUGGGAUAAGAACCACUUUAAACUGUACACAAGAAUAUAAGAACAACGACUAGUUAUUGACUAGUGCAAAUGCAUCUACAGCAUUUAAUCAUAUUUAAUAGKUUUCACUUUUAGUUUCCACCAAAGAAACCCUUUUGUAAGAGAAACAUUUUGCAAGAUGGUCUAUCAAACACUUUCAUUGAUUCAACAUUUCUUUGUAAAACUAUCUUGUAUAAUGCCACCUUACUGGAAUUUAAAAGUCAGACCARUGGAAGGGUUAACAACCCAAUAGCUCUAUGUUAGAACUUAAUUUUGAUUGGCUUUCUUGUAACUAUGUACAUAAACAUAUAUAUGCUUUAAUUGAAAUAACACUAAUCUAAGUUAUUACAUUAGGUGUGACCGUAAAGAGUAUGUAUAAUGCUAGAUUCAGCCUUGAUUUGCAUGGCACGUGUUCUCUGUAAUACACMUGGUAUGCAGUAAUAUGUAUGCAAAGUUUAUGUAUUUUAAUCRGUUUUUAGAAUGAAAAAGUCAACCCAGGUUUUAGCAAAAUUAUAUUUCAAUAAUUUAAUUUCAUUAAGUAUAAAAUGCUUUUUUUAAAUUGGRUUAUUUGUCACAUGGUGAGUCUGUAUUAUAGAUGGGUCAUUUMACUACCAGAAUGCUUUGCAUAUUUCCAUUAUUUAAAUCUUUAUCCCCAUUGAAGUUUCACUAAGGAAAAUGGUCUUGUUAGUGCCAUCAAUGCAUGCUGCCCUGAAAUAGAUAUUUAUUAUAAUUACAGAGUACUGACUUUCUCACUUUUUAAAAAUGAUUUUGCAUGUUUUUGUAAAGGUGGUGUUGGCAAUAUCUCAGGUAACCUGGUACYAGCACUCCAUCUAGGCUACAUUUGUGUGGUUUACAACAUUCUUAAAUAUCUUUGUCAGUUAUUAUGUGCUUGCCCCAGGCUUACUUUUGUCAGUAUGUGAAAUCAACACAUCUGUUCUUUUUGAAACCAACAAGGAUUUUUUUUUGUUAUUUUUAUACAGUCAUUUUGUGAUGACGUGAUGAAAUAAUAGGUCACAAAUAAAACAAUAAUUAUUGAAUAAUAAUAAUAAUUUUAAAUUAUUUAAUMAUUAUUUAGUUGUUGUUUAUUAAGUGGUAUGUAUAUACUGCAAAAUCUUGUUUGACAUAAAUUCAUACAAACCAAGUACAAAUAGGUUUUCUGUGAACUUUAAUAUUGUAUAGCGUAUACAUGGACAUUGUUAGAAAGAAUCAUAUUCUGUAAUCAUUAAAAAUGCAUCCAUUACAAAAACU
Molecule: messenger RNA, 3888 nt
Organism: Exaiptasia diaphana
Lineage: Eukaryota; Metazoa; Cnidaria; Anthozoa; Actiniaria; Aiptasiidae
Product: ankyrin-1
Exons: 15
Coding region: 144-2561 (805 amino acids)
Biological process (GO): positive regulation of transcription by RNA polymerase II
Cellular component (GO): nucleus
Molecular function (GO): transcription cis-regulatory region binding; protein binding
Source: RefSeq, a predicted model, not a curated record